AUGGAUUCAUUCACCCCCCAUACCGCCGAAGAGGCCGUCCGCAUCUCCGCUAAGCGCACCGCCGAUCUUUUCGGUGGAGAUUACUUGAUGGUCACACCAACGACAUUGACAGAUGAUUCGAUCGGCAUGUCCUACCGGCGGAGAGUAGAAUACAAUGAUGUGAAAGAAUUGCCACACGCCCUGGCUGAAAUCCAAGCCAAGGCCGCCGCAGGACGCUCCAAACGACCCAGGAUUCAACCGCAAGCACAGCAAUCCGGUGAUGGAAGCGGUGCGUCAAUGUCGCUUGUGAAGAGGACACCGGGUAUCGGCGCGGGUGUAGCAGGUGGUGAGGAUCAGCCUAAGAGUCUGAUCCAGAGACCGUCAGCGACAAAGCAACAGCGACCAGACUGGCAUGCGCCGUGGAAGCUGAUGCGUGUGAUCUCGGGCCACUUGGGUUGGGUGCGCGCUCUCGCUGUUGAACCAAAUAACCAGUGGUUUGCUAGUGGUGCUGGAGAUCGGACAAUCAAAAUUUGGGAUUUGGCGACUGGGUCCCUACGUCUCACACUGACCGGUCACAUUUCUACUGUUCGUGGAUUGGCGGUUUCGCCGCGGCAUCCGUACCUUUUCUCGUGUGGUGAGGAUAAGAUGGUCAAGUGCUGGGAUUUGGAAACCAAUAAGGUUAUUCGUCACUACCACGGCCAUCUGAGUGGUGUCUACACGCUAGCCCUGCACCCUCGUCUUGACUUGCUAGUUACUGGUGGUCGUGACGGUGUGUGCCGAGUCUGGGAUAUGCGUACGAGGAGCAAUGUUCACGUUCUUGCUGGCCACAAGGGCACGGUUGCCGAUAUCAAGUGUCAAGAAGCCGAUCCCCAGGUCAUCUCUGGUUCGCUCGAUGCUACAGUUCGGCUGUGGGAUCUGGCUGCUGGUAAAUCGAUGGGAGUCUUGACACACCACAAGAAGGGUGUUCGUGCACUUGCUACCCACCCGACCGAGUUUACUUUCGCCAGUGCCAGUACCGGCAGCAUCAAGCAGUGGAAGUGCCCCGAGGGUGCCUUUAUGCAGAACUUUGAAGGACAGAACGCCGUCAUCAACUCUCUCGCCGUCAACAACGAGAACGUCAUGUUUUCGGGAGGUGACAAUGGUUCCAUGUCCUUCUGGGAUUGGAAGACUGGUCAUCGUUUCCAAGAAAUUGAGACUACUGCGCAGCCCGGUUCGUUGGAAGCCGAGGCGGGUAUCAUGGCCUCUACCUUUGAUCGUACAGGCUUGCGUCUCAUCACUGGUGAGGCUGAUAAGACUAUUAAGAUCUGGAAGCCUGAUGAGGAGGCUACACCCGAGUCUCACCCUGUUACCUGGGCCCCUACCCUAGGCAGACAGCGGUAUUAG
Messenger RNA from Penicillium odoratum, 1362 nucleotides. RefSeq names its product WD40 repeat domain-containing protein. Gene Ontology annotation, biological process: mRNA splicing, via spliceosome. NCBI's taxonomy places the organism in Eukaryota, Fungi, Ascomycota, Eurotiomycetes, Eurotiales, Aspergillaceae. The transcript has a single exon. Bases 1 to 1362 code for a protein of 453 amino acids. Gene Ontology annotation, cellular component: catalytic step 2 spliceosome; Prp19 complex; precatalytic spliceosome. Gene Ontology annotation, molecular function: protein binding. The record is from RefSeq and is a predicted model, not a curated record.